This is a messenger RNA of Hylaeus volcanicus, 1196 nucleotides long. RefSeq lists its product as uncharacterized. The record is from RefSeq and is a predicted model, not a curated record. Gene Ontology annotation, molecular function: palmitoyl-(protein) hydrolase activity. The transcript has 13 exons. Gene Ontology annotation, cellular component: membrane. The coding region runs from base 89 to 1072 and encodes 327 amino acids. NCBI's taxonomy places the organism in Eukaryota, Metazoa, Arthropoda, Insecta, Hymenoptera, Colletidae.
AUUUUAAACCUUUUACAGUCUCUUUACAAAAGUGUUCCAAUUAAAUUUUUUUCUAUCGUAAAGUAAUCUGUCUUCAAGGCAUUAAUACAUGAAUCUAUUGCUUGAAGGAAAAAUGACAACUAUUCUCAGAUAUAUGCAUUAUUUCUCAGGUGGAAUGCUGCAUUUAUUAACAAAGUUAUUUUAUUCUAUCGGUCUUUUAAGUUUUUUUUUUUUAAUUUGUUUAUGGUAUUAUCAAGAACGUCUGUUAUUUCAUCCGCAUACGCCUUCUGGUAUGGAUACUCCUGACAAAAAUCCAGAGCCAAUGCAGAACCCUGGUCAAAUGAACAUGCAAUACGAAGAUGUCUACUUUUCUACCAGUGAUAAUGUUUGUUUGCAUGGAUGGUUUAUUAAAGAAACAAAAAAAGGAUCCGACAUAACUAUUUUAUUUUUCCAAGGCAACGCAGGAAAUAUUGGUUUAAGGCUUCCUAACGUUCUCCGCUUCGUAAACUUAUGCUUUGUUAAUGUUUUUAUAGUUUCAUAUCGUGGAUAUGGCUACAGCCAGGGGCGCCCUUCUGAAGAAGGAUUAUAUUUAGAUGCUCAGGCUGCAUUGAAAUAUUUAUUGACACGUGAAGACAUUAAUACAUCCAAAAUCUUUCUCUUUGGAAGAAGUAUUGGAGGAGCAGUUGCUCUUGAUUUAGCUUGGAGACACCCUGAACAAAUUCGAGGUGUUAUAGUCGAAAACACCUUUACAUGUUUAAGAGAUAUGAUUUUUGUCAUCAUGCCUUUCCUGAAAUUGUUUUCAUCGGUAGUUGGUAUCGCUCAACGUGUGUAUAUGGAGUCCAUCGAAAAAGUUUUUAAAAUAAAAUUACCUCUUCUCUACAUUUCUGGUUUGCGUGACACAUUGGUGCCUCCAAGUCAUGUAGCCGCAUUAUUUAACGCAUCAACAGCCUCACAAUAUCGCCAACUUCACACGGUAGCUUUGGGAACUCAUAACACAACCUGGAGAGACGGUGGAAAAGAUUAUUUUAAGGCAAUUCUUAACUUUAUAGAGCACGUUUUGAAUAUAGAAAAUCACACUACUUGUAAAAAGUAACCCAAAAAACUUUAAAACCUCCGUUAAACACAAUGCUAGAGUAUCUAAUAAAUUUAUUUGUUACAUUGACAGAACAGUGCAUUUCUUAUAAGAAACAAUUAAAUUGGUACUGAUUCUUUUUGUA